GCCGGUGCGUGCGGACUGGACAGAUUUCGAGUUUGCAUCACGGCAACUACUCCUCGUUUUGCUGAUGCUGUCAGCGCCUCUCGCUCUUGCAGUCAUCUUCGCAUUCCGAGGGGCAGCGAAGCCGCAUGCACGAUGAUCAUCACGAAAGUGAUCACACGGCGCAAGUGCAAACACCAGAAAGUUCUACAAAUGGAGCAGAGUCGAGUGCAACAUCGGCUCCAGCUCGAAAGCAAAAUCGCUCGUACGGCGGCAGGCCUCGCGGACGACCACCGAAACUGAGCACGAUGCCAGAAAGCGAUGAAGCCAAGACAAGGCGUUUGCAGCGUAAAUAUGCUCACCCAUUCGAGCCGAGACCCUUGAAGAAGGUCACGGACAUCAACUUGAAUUCUUCGUAUCAGCGACGUUACCGCGGUGGUAAGAAGCUGGAUACGGUACUGCAAGAUAUCGAAUUUUUGAAAAAGAAUCCCGAACGCCACGAGCACCUGCUGAAGAACGCGCACACAAGAGCUCAGCACUUCUUCAGCCAGACUAAUGGUCCGGUUGGAAAGCGGUGGGAGGUUCCUUAUCGAGCAGUUCGCAUGACGCCACAAGCCCUCAUGAACUUGGGAAAAGAGGGCCGUUACUAUCAUGUCAGAAAGCUCAGACAGGCCGCAGCAGAAGCAGACGAGCGUGCAAAGUAUCUCGCUGAGCACCCACUAGCCACAAAUGAGGUCAAGAAAAUGGCCAGAGAAAGGGCGGAGUCCAUGGCAAGCUUGGCGGGACACACCUACAAACCGCGGACAAACCCAUGGACCGCGGGCGACUCGAAGUCGGUUGCCUUGUUACCAAAGGCAACAGCAGAAGCCUUGGCUACCUGGCGCCAAAGUGUUCGCCGUCCUUCUAAUGGGUCGAAAGAUGCAGCAAGCUCCUCUGCGCCUGCCUCGCCAUCUGGACCGAGUGCUGAGUGAUACGCAAACUCAAUGUCAUCGCACAAUGAAUUUGGACUUCGAGGUCUUCUGCGAUGUGACUUGUUCCUAGGUGAAGCGUGUGUCUGAUGCUUAGCCUGCCAUCAUGAGCAUCACCUGGUGACGCUCUUGGUCUCUGGUCUUCCAGACAGCGUGAGACACGUUCCCAAUUCGUGAAUGCAUAGUGUCUCUGUCGCUUCACCUGACUUCCAUCAUCUCGACAUCGAGCGUGGAGCAGGAUGACAUGCUUCAAUUCAAUCAU
Molecule: messenger RNA, 1206 nt
Organism: Ceraceosorus guamensis
Lineage: Eukaryota; Fungi; Basidiomycota; Exobasidiomycetes; Ceraceosorales; Ceraceosoraceae
Exons: 1
Coding region: 126-947 (273 amino acids)
Source: RefSeq, a predicted model, not a curated record